Messenger RNA from Chelmon rostratus (copperband butterflyfish), 393 nucleotides. RefSeq names its product insulin-like 3 (Leydig cell) (gene insl3). Bases 1 to 393 code for a protein of 130 amino acids. Lineage: Eukaryota; Metazoa; Chordata; Actinopteri; Chaetodontiformes; Chaetodontidae. Gene Ontology annotation, cellular component: extracellular region. Gene Ontology annotation, molecular function: hormone activity; G protein-coupled receptor binding. The record is from RefSeq and is a predicted model, not a curated record. The transcript is spliced from 2 exons. Gene Ontology annotation, biological process: adenylate cyclase-inhibiting G protein-coupled receptor signaling pathway.
AUGUCUGCCGCUAAGAGUUUGCUGUCUCUGAUGGUGCUGCUGGUGGCCGCAGUGAGCGUGGUUCGUGCCCAGGAGAGGAUCAGGAUGUGCGGGAGAGAGCUGAUACGUCUGGCCGUCUCAUCCUGCGGUAACUCUCGGCUGAGGAGGAGCAUCCCGGAUGCACAGCUUGGACAGCAUCAAUACACUUCUCUCUGGGAGCAGGACACUUCCACGGAGGCGCACCAGGCCACAGAGGCGAUCCAUGGCGCUCCAGAGUCCGACGGGGAGAAGGAUGUCUUCUCGGCUCCUCUCUGGUACCCCUUGUCCUCUCGGAUUAGACGGGCUGUUGGGAAAAUAUCUGAUAUUUGCUGCGAGAAAGGCUGCAGCAUGAAAGAGUUGAUCCAGUUUUGCUAG